Biomphalaria glabrata is the source of this 3314-nucleotide messenger RNA. Its product is annotated as 2-aminoethanethiol dioxygenase-like. The record is from RefSeq and is a predicted model, not a curated record. Lineage: Eukaryota; Metazoa; Mollusca; Gastropoda; Planorbidae. The transcript has a single exon. Gene Ontology annotation, cellular component: mitochondrion. Gene Ontology annotation, molecular function: oxidoreductase activity, acting on single donors with incorporation of molecular oxygen, incorporation of two atoms of oxygen. Bases 248 to 970 code for a protein of 240 amino acids.
AUCUAGACCUCUACUCUAGUGUUAAUUAUUGAAAUCACUUUCAAAAGUUAUCAAGGUCUGGAGUCUAGAUCUAUAGACUUUAUUAAAUAUUUUAAAUCUAUAAGUUAUUAGAUGUAUUCUAGAUCUAGUAGACCUAUUAUUUUCCAAUGUUUCAAAGUCUUUUAAAAAAAAUAGAUUGCAUCUAGACUCUGGGAUCUAGAUCUACAUCUAGCUUCGUUUUUUUAAUAUCCCAUUAUACACAACCAAGAUGGCAACGCCCAUACAAAAACUAGCCAAUCUUUCUGCUAAAAUAUUUGGAAUGGUGUCUCCCGAUAAAAUAACGAAGGAACACCUCACACCUUUAAUUAGAGCGAUAAAUGAGAUAAAAAUGGAGGACGUAAACUUCGAUGUUAAGGAAAUAGACGAGAUAGAUAACUACAGAAAACAUGAUCAACAAGAAAUUGCUCCUGUCACGUACAUUCACUUACAUCAGGACAGGACGUUUACUAUGUCAAUAUUUGUACUUAAAUCGGGUGGAGUUAUACCUCUUCAUGAUCAUCCGAAAAUGCACGGUCUCUUAAAAGUAAUUUGUGGAGCAGUUAAAAUUAUUUCAUAUACAGAAAUUAACAAAUUGCCUCUGCCAGAAGAUUAUAAUUUAUCAAAUUCUCAGUCACAACCUUUAACAAGAUCAUAUUAUAAAAAUAUAAAGACUGUUCAAAAAAACAAUGACAUUAUUUUGACAGAUAAAGAUGACUGUUGUGUUUUGAUGCCUAUAGAAGGCAACAUCCAUGAAAUUCAACCAGUAACAAAUAUAGCUGCAUUUUUGGACAUUUUGGCACCACCUUAUGAAAGUGAUCAAAGUUGCCACUAUUAUCAAGAGCUGCCAUUUUCAAAAUUGAAUAUUAAAUGGCUUUUAGAAAUUCCACAGCCAAGAAGUUAUUGGUGUGAUACAUUAAAAUAUAAAGGAGUUCCUCUAUUUGACCCAAUGUGACACUUCUAGUAAAUAUAAAACAAUUUCAUUCAUUUUUUUCCCUGUAAACUAAAAAGAGUGUGUUAUCCAUUGUUUUAAUUAUUUAAAAAAAUGUUUGAUUGAAAUAAUCCUGCUUAGAAAAAUAAUUAAUUGUAUAAAUUCCCAUGCUAUCAAAGUUGACUUUUAACCUUGAAAACCUUUCUUUAAGUAUAAUGGUAUGCCUUUUAUUAGGUGCAUUGAUUAGCCUAAGAUGAACACUUCUUUAGAUAUUAUCAACAAUAAAUUUUGGAUAAUGAUCCAAAUCUGGGGUCCACUAGUUUAUUGAUAAAAACAUUAACAGCAUGUUCAUUGCUUUUUAACUGAUCAAUGUAAAUAUAUUAUUUAAAGGAAAACUAUUUAUAACUUGAUUACUGUUUCUUUUUCAAACUUAAAAAAAAAUCCAUUCAUUUAGCAUUAAAUUGAGAAAAAAAAAGACCUUUAAAAGUGUAAUAUACCAUAUAAUUUAGGUAUAUUUAUUUAAAAUAACUAGCUAAAUUUUCUAGUAACCAUUUAAUAGGGUAAGAUAUAUGGGAAACUUUAAAAUGCAUUUGCCAAAUGUUUGGACAUAUUGUUAAUAUUGGAAACCAGCUAGAUUUUUAUUUGAUCUUGUCAUCAUUCCACAAAAAAAUAAAUAAUUUGAAAUGAUUUGUAAACCUUAUUCAUCACAUUUUUUUUAAAUGGAAAAUUAUGUUAUUUUAAUUAGCAUAUAUAUUGCUAGAAUUGGUUGUGUGAUGUAGACAUUUUCUAUGAAUCAAAUACCUGUACUUGUUUCUUCUUUUUUUUAUCCUUCUUUAAAUAUUUCUUUUCAAUGUGAUAAUAUACCAACAUUGAUAACUUUAAGAUUCUAAAUGAGAAAAGUCAUGUUUUCAUAAAAAUAUGAUUUUUUAAAAAAUCCUUUUUAUUUAUAUACCAGUAUUUUUUAAAAAAAGGUGUUCUGUUCCAAUUUAUUGAAAAGUGAAUGUCAUAGUCUCUUAACUAUUUUCUUUCAGUGCAUAAUUUCUUUGAUUGUCUUUCAAUCAGCUACCACAGCAGUAUUUGAGCUUUAAAGAUUAUAAAUUUGCUUCAUUGUAUUGGGAUAUUUCUAUAUGCUUGUUUUAACUCAAGACAACUUCAUCUUGAAAUAAUUGUUCAUUUUAAAAUAUCUGGGAGGACGGAUAUUAAUGUAUUAUUAAAGUAUUUAUAUAACAUAUAUAUUUCAGUUAUUAUUAAGGUCUUUGUUUUUUAAUUUUGUUUAGUAAUGUUUUAAAUUUUUUAACAUAAUUGUGACAAAUUCACUAUUGAUAUGUUUUCCUUUUUUGCAUUGCAAUAGAAACAUGAAACAUAUGUUCAUACUAGUGCACCUAAAAUUAAAUUCAAACCGUCUUUGUUUAACUCUUUUAAAAUAAUAAACUAAUUUAAAUUAGUUGACUGGUAUAUCCAGUGCGUUUUUUUGCAAGAAAAUAGGUGCGGACUCGGUGAUGGAUUGCCUAACGUUUAGCUACUAAUAAAUUAAUUUAUAAACGUUAAAAUACAAGAAAAGUAAUAAUUUUUACCAAAAUCGAAAAAGUUGCCAGUACAUGUAUUGGUGCGUACUGUCACAAAAAAAGCACUGGUUAUAUCUAUGAAACAGUUAGUGGGUAUUGAAAUAAUUUUUUUUUUCUAAAAUAAAAAUAUCAAGUCUACAUUGUAUGUUUUUUAUAAUGGUUUAUUGUUAUACAUAUAUAGAUACUGGUAUUAUACUUCUUAUAUUUCCCAGUAUGAAUUAAACAUUGUGUCGUAAUCUAUUUUGAGUUAGAUUUGUAAAAUAUGACUGUUGUUCCUUCUAAAACCAUUCAACCUUUUCACAAGUUAUUAUUUUCUGUUCCUUCUGAUUGUAUUUUUCAAAUGUGAUCGGCUGAAAGAAAAAAAAGAGUUGAAACUUGCUAGUAUGUAUGUAUACUUCAACCAAUAAAUCUGAUACUUAUUUUUUUCUUAAGUCUUAUGUUGAAGUAUAUUUCACAAAUAAUAGUGCUAUUUUUGCUUCGUUUUCAUUUAAAUCUUGCUGAAGUUUAUGAUAAAUGGAAAUGACUCAACACAAUUGUUAUAAUUGUAAAUGGUAUAUUAACUGUAAUUAAUGAUUCAACAUACUUUUACAUUGGACAGACUCACUCUAAUCAAAGAUUGUUUUGUUUUUUCUUGACAAGUUAAAUUUCAAGAAUUUCAUAUGAACUCCGUUGGUUUUGUAAUUUUGUUUCAGUUAUAUUUGAAAAUAGGUACUAUUAUUUCUUAUUAAGGUUUACACAAUUUUAUAUAAUCAUUAUAUAACCAGUUAUGAAUACAAAAAAAAAAACAUGUUCAUUCAAAAUAA